Molecule: messenger RNA, 230 nt
Organism: Prorocentrum cordatum
Lineage: Eukaryota; Dinophyceae; Prorocentrales; Prorocentraceae
Source: the annotation of a GenBank genome assembly
GGCGCGGCACGGACUUUGCUGUGCACAUGGUUCGAUUGCUGCAGGAGCACUCGCGUAUCCGAUCGGAGUCGAUGUCGACGCUUUUCGUGGACCUGGAGGAGCUGAUCCAGAGUGAGGGCCUACACAAGGAGUUCAUCGUGCCGUCGACCAGGACUCUCGACCCCCUCGCUCAAUGCGAUGCCCAGGUUUCGGCUAACGAUGUAGAGUACAGCGACGACAGCCUGUUCAAU